AUGUUGUCAGUGUCCUGCCUUGGAAGAUAUCGUCCAUGCUCUAUAGACAACAAUAAGAACUGGCAGCGCUCCGGAGCCACCACUGGCGGCCCCACUGGAACUGGUGGCGCCGCCAAAGCCGCCAGAACUAGCUCCACUGGAGCUUGUGGCACCGCCAGCGCCGCCGGCUCCGAAACCUCCACCGGCUCCCCCAAGACCUCCAAAGCCGCCAACACCGCCAGCGCCGCCUGCUCCCCCGCUGAAGCCUCCGCUACCAGACCCUCCGACACCACCGUGGAAACCUCCACUACCGCCGCCAAGUCCUCCGGCUCCGCCGCUGAAGCCUCCGCCAGCAGAACCUCCACCAAGACCGCCGGCGCCGCCAGUGAAACCUCCGCUGCCUCCCGCUCCGCCACUGAAACCUCGCCGGCUGCCCCUCCUGAGCCCCCGCCGAAACCUCCGCCAUGACCGGCUGCGCCGCCGCCGAAGCCUCCGCUACCUCCCGCUCCGCCACCGAAACCUCCGCCGGCUGCCCCCUGAUCCGCCGCCGAAACCUCCGCCG
Molecule: messenger RNA, 541 nt
Organism: Penaeus vannamei (Pacific white shrimp)
Lineage: Eukaryota; Metazoa; Arthropoda; Malacostraca; Decapoda; Penaeidae
Source: RefSeq, a predicted model, not a curated record